GUGGAGGGGCGGGGCUUGCCCGCGGAGCGCGGCGGGCGGGCGCGUCCCAGGUUGGCGGCUGCUGGCUGAGCCCGCGGCUACCGCGGCGGUGGCCAGAGCCGGAUGCUCGCGGGCUCCGUGCGGCUCCAGCCGUUUUCCUCCCCCGGGCUGCGCCAACUCGCGUCUGCCGGAGACGGAGACCUCGCGGCGCUCUGCCGGAGAACUCUGCUGUUCCAGCCUCGGGGCUCCCCGGGAGAAAGCCAAGUGCCCCCAGGUGAAGCCGGCGUCCCGGAACGGCCCCGGAGCGCCCGCCGCCAGCUUGCACCUUCUGGGAACCGCGACCGCCGAGCGUUUUCCAGCGCCUGCAACGCAGGGCGCGCGGGGGCAGUGGGGUCCACUGCGUGGGAAGGGGCGACGAGGACACCGAUGAUGGACUCACCGGCCUGGCGCGCGGGCUGUUGCUGUCUCCUCCUCUUGGCUCUCGUUGGGUCUGCUCGGAGCGAGGACAUGCCCAGCUGCGAAGAAGUUCGGAAACUUUUCCAGUGGCGCCUGGUGGGAGGUGUCAAGGGGCUGCCGGAUUCGCCGCGGGCAGGACCAGAUCUUCAGGUUUGCAUAUCCAAAAAACCCACGUGUUGCACUAGGAAGAUGGAGGAGAGAUACCAGAUUGCAGCUCGCCAAGAUAUGCAGCAAGUGCUUCAAACAUCCAGCUCGACAUUGAAGUUUCUAAUAUCGCGAAAUGCUGCGGCUUUUCAAGAAACUCUGGAAACUCUCAUCAGGCAAGCAGAGAACUACACCAGCAUUCUCUUCUGCAACACCUACAGGAACAUGGCCCUAGAGGCUGCAGCUUCCAUUCAGGAGCUGUUCACUGACGUGGGGCUCUAUUUAUUUGGUGCGGAUGUUAAUCCCGAAGAGUUCAUAAACCGAUUCUUUGACAGUCUUUUCCCUCUCGUCUACAAUCACCUCAUUAACCCUGGUGUGUCGGACAGUUCCCUGGAAUAUUCGGAAUGCCUCCGGAUGGCCCGCCGGGAUGUUAGUCCCUUUGGUAAUAUUCCCCAAAGAGUAAUGGGGCAGAUGGGGAGAUCGCUGCUGCCGAGCCGCACGUUUCUGCAGGCGCUGAAUCUGGGCAUUGAAGUCAUCAAUACCACAGACCAUCUGCACGUCUCCAAAGAGUGCAGCAGGGCCCUGCUGAGGAUGCAGUACUGUCCUCUCUGCCAGGGCCUGACUCUCAGCAAGCCUUGCAUGGGGUACUGCCUCAACGUCGUGAGAGGCUGCUUGGCACACACGGCAGAGCUGAAUCCGCACUGGCAUGCCUACAUCCGGUCACUGGAGGAGCUCUCAGAUGCCAUGCAUGGAACAUACGACAUUGAACAUGUGCUCCUGAACUUCCACGUGCUUGUUAAUGAUGCUGUGACGCAAGCUCACCUCGAUGGACAGAAGUUAUCGGAACAGGUCAAUAAGAUUUGUGGCCGUCCAAUCAGAGCACCUACACAAAGCCCCCGUUGUUCUUUUGAAGGAAGCAAAGAGAAGCACGGGAUGAAGAUCUCUCCCAGAAACGAUGAAGAGACACUUGCCAACAGAAGAAAAGAAUUUAUCAACAGCCUUCGACUGUACAGGACGUUCUACGGAGGACUGGCUGACAAGCUUUGUGUUAGCGAAUUAGCCGCUGCUGAUGGGCUGCCGUGCUGGAAUGGGGAAGACAUAGUCAAAAGCUAUACUCAGCGUGUGGUUGGCAAUGGAAUCAAAGCCCAAUCUGGAAAUCCUGAAAUCAAAGUCAGAGGAACUGAUCCCGUGAUAAAUCAAAUUAUUGAUAAACUGAAGCAUGUUAUUCAGCUGUUACAGGGUAGGUCACCCAAACCCGACAAGUGGCAGCAUCAGACCGGCAGUGGCGGUGGCAUGGUUGAACAGGUCAGCGGGGACUGUGAUGAUGAAGAUGGUUGUGGGGGAUCAGGAAGUGGAGAAGUCAAGAGGACCCUAAAAAUCACAGACUCCUCCACGGUUACCCCGGUCGAUUCGUUGUGCUGGCCGCGACAAGAAGUGCUCAAUCCAGAAGUGGGAACAGCUGUCAGAAGAUACCCUUGGCCUAACCUGUAGCUUUGCCAGCCAAAGCACAGGGGGUCAAGCAACUUGCCCAGGAUGGCAGAGGUGACAAAUGGUAGGACUGUGAUCUUGAUGGAGGAGAGCUGUGAGCCCUGAAGUGUGAGCAUUUUCUGCUACACUAUAUUCCCUGUAGAGAUACAUUAAAUGCUCAAAAAACAAUCUCUUAUGAGUAAAAAUCAGCGA
This is a messenger RNA of Mustela lutreola (European mink), 2259 nucleotides long. RefSeq names its product glypican 5 (gene GPC5). The transcript is spliced from 8 exons. Gene Ontology annotation, cellular component: extracellular region; plasma membrane; cell surface. NCBI's taxonomy places the organism in Eukaryota, Metazoa, Chordata, Mammalia, Carnivora, Mustelidae. The coding region runs from base 103 to 2070 and encodes 655 amino acids. The record is from RefSeq and is a predicted model, not a curated record. Gene Ontology annotation, biological process: cell migration; regulation of protein localization to membrane; positive regulation of canonical Wnt signaling pathway.